Molecule: messenger RNA, 1413 nt
Organism: Vitrella brassicaformis
Lineage: Eukaryota; Vitrellaceae
Source: the annotation of a GenBank genome assembly
CCGUUUUCGACCCCGACGACGAGCACCUCCUGGAUGCGCUCAAGACGGCCCCCAAAGGUGCGGCACAGGGGGGGAGGGGUGGCGAUAUGAGCAUAUCAGCACCUCCGCGCGAUCCAUAGCUGGAAGCCUCAGGUGCCACUCCGCAACUUGGUCAACUGCUCGUUCACUCACGCGUCCCCCCUUCCCUCUUCCCUCCUUCCCUUCCUUUCCGCGGCACGCCUGAGCGCAUUCGAGAGGACGGACGACGACGGGGUCACCACAGGUGGGGUCCGGUCACCACAAGUGGGGUCCGGCCGAUCGCCAUCGGGAAGACGAUCCGCCGCUGGGUCACACGGGCGAUGGUGCAGGAGAAGACAGCCGAGCUGGAGGCCAAGCUGGCCCCGUGCCAGUAUGCGGUGGGGGUGCCGGCGGGAUCCGAGAAGCUCAUCGCGCCCGUGCGGACCUUCCUGUCGGCCGGCGCCUCGGGCGAGCGGCGCGCGCUCCUCUCCCUGGAUGCAAGAACGCUUUCAAUACGAUGAGCCAGCAGGCUAGUCUCAAGGGCGUCAAUCGACUCCUCCCUGACCUGACGCAGUACUUCCUGCAGUGGUACGGCGAUCCAGCGGAGCUAUGGUUUCACCACGCAGGAGGAGGUACGCGCCUAGUGCCGAGCCAGGAAGGCGUCCAACAAGGCGACUCCGGGGGGCCGGCGUGAUACGCUUGUGGGCUGCACGGGUCGGUGAAGAAGCUCAAGGCGGCGCUGCCCGGCCGGCUGGUGGUCGCCUUUGCAGACAACAUCUUCAUUGGGACGGUCGAGCAACACGUGGCGCACGACUUUGAUGUGGCCGAGCAAGAGCUGGCGCGUGUGCUGCAGCAUCUGGUGCGUGAAGAGUGUGAGGUAUGGGGCGAGCACUUCACCAAGGGCAUGGACCGGUCACCGAACAUGCCUGAGGGUGUGUGUGUGUGCAGGAGGAAGGGCUGCUAGUGCUAGGUUGCCCGUUCGGUACGUCGGAGUUCAUGGAGUGGCACUUCGCCAAGGUGCUCAAGAAGACUCAGCACAUGCUCGACAACCUGCCUCAGCUGGAGGACCCCCAGAGCGCUUACCAGCUGCUCCGCCUCUAUGCUAUGCCCAAGUUCCACUACCACAUCCGCCCUCCUCCCUCUUCGCCCCCCCGCUCCUUGAGGCCGCCGGCAAGCACUCCCGUGUACUCAUCCAAGCCUUCUGCACCCCCUCUUCCCUCGGUGACAUCGAGGCUAAGACCGUCCGCCAGAUCAAGCUGCCGCUGACCGAGGGGGUCCGGCCUCACCGACACCGCGCGGAUCGCGCCAGUGGCCUGUUUCGGUGUGGGUGCCGUGAGCCAGUGGCCUGUUUCGGUGUGGGUGCCGUGAUGCUGGCCGCCGAUGUGCUUGCCCGCCACGAGGGCGGGUAUGGAUGCC